Molecule: messenger RNA, 2280 nt
Organism: Exophiala dermatitidis NIH/UT8656
Lineage: Eukaryota; Fungi; Ascomycota; Eurotiomycetes; Chaetothyriales; Herpotrichiellaceae
Product: mitogen-activated protein kinase kinase kinase
Exons: 2
Coding region: 1-2280 (759 amino acids)
Biological process (GO): DNA-templated transcription; regulation of DNA-templated transcription
Molecular function (GO): DNA-binding transcription factor activity, RNA polymerase II-specific; DNA binding; zinc ion binding
Source: RefSeq, a predicted model, not a curated record
AUGAGUGCCGCCGGGGAGCGGCCCGCUAAGGCUUAUUCAUGUAUCAGGUGUUUCGAGCGCAAAGUGAAAUGCGACAAGCAGAGUCCCUGCUCAAACUGCGUCAAGUCCAAUGUUGAAUGCAUCUUCCGGGUGCCUCCGGCGCCGAGGCGCCGGAAGAAACGUCCUCCUGAGGAAAUGUUGCUUGCGCGACUCAAGAAGUGCGAAGAACUUCUCCAGAAGAUGGGCGUCGACGUCGACAGCAGCAACACUCCCAUAUCGCCAGCUGCCCCGACCGAUCCUCCCGCCGGCGCAGGCCAGUUCAGUCCAGAUGCUACGGCCACUGGCUCAGAGUUCUUUGUGCCACCUUCCCAUAAGACCGGCCAGCUAAUCGUCGACCAUGGCAAGUCGCGCUUCAUUGAGAACAACUUAUGGACUAGUGUAUCUACCGAGUUCCAAGCCAAAGAAGCCAUUACCGAAUACUCGGAGGAUGACGAUGAGGCUGGAUCUGGGAUCGAAGACACUUCCGAGUUCAUGCUCGGCUAUACGCCCUCAAACAACACGAUCCAACAACUCCACCCUUCACCAGACCAGAUAUUCUUGCUCUGGCAGAUCUUUCUCGAGAACAUCAACCCCAUGACCAAGUUUGUGCAUCAGCCUACGUUUCAAGAGACUCUCGUUCAAGCUAGUGCGAAUCUGGACAACCUGCCAAAAAGCCUGGAAGCAUUGAUGUUCUCCAUCUAUAGCGCCGCUAUCUUCUCCAUGGAGGAUGACGAAUGUGAAAUCAAGUUAGGCGAGUCUCGCAAGACACUACUUGCGAGAUAUCGCCACGCGACGCGUAAAGCGCUAGCUCGGGCCAGGUUCAUGGGCACGUCGGAUAUCAUGGUUCUGCAAGCAUUCGUCCUUUACAUCAUAACGAUGCGUGAAGCAUACGACUCGAGGACGACCUGGACGCUGGCAGGCGUGGCGAGUCGUGUUGCACAGGGGAUGGGCUUGCACAGAGAUGGUACACACCUAGGGGUAUCGCCUUUUGAGACCGAGAUGCGACGACGGCUAUGGUGGCAGAUCUCGAUCCUAGACUUCCGGUCAGCAGAGCUUAGCGGUUCCGGGCGAUUUGCCGACUUCCAUCUCUCGGAUACUCAACCCCCGAGUAAUGUCAACGACGCCGACAUUCAGCCUGACAUGACGAGCGCUCCCGUGCCUCAUACAAGACCUACCGAGAUGAUCGCAUGUCUGCUUCGCUGCGAGUUUGGGCAAUUUUGGAAGGAAAAGGUGUUGAACCGGUCGAGCAUAAGCACUGAAAACUUCCGGCUCGCAUCGCCCUUCAACACCUCGUUGGAAACGCGAGAUGCCAAUAUCAACGAGCUUGAGCAGCGGCUCGAAGAAAAAUUCUUGCGAUAUUGCGAUCCCUCCAUACCUGUGCAGUUCAUGGCCAUCAUCAUCGGCAGGGCGGCCAUCAAUUCCAUGAGGCUCAUGGCCCGCCACCCACGGAAAUACCGCAACUCGGAAGACCUGCCAGCGUCAGAACGCGACUACAUGUUCCAUUUGUCGAUCAAGCUGCUCGAGGCGGACAACCUGGCCCAUGCUUCGAAAGGCUUGCGGCGGUUCAUGUGGCACACGAAUGUCUACUUCGUCUGGCAAGCGCUGGUAUACCUUCUCGACGAGCUACGAACGCGCACAUUAGGCGACGAAGUGGAUCGGGCGUGGCAGCAGGUAGACGAGGUCUUCCUUCACCAUGCCAACUUUGUCACGGACAACAAAAAGCCUUUGCACGUGGCGGUCGGAAGCUUGUGUUUAAAGGCAUACAGCGCAAGGGAGGCGGCCUUGCGUGAAUCCACCAACGGCGUCUACCCCAAGGUGGUGCCUGAAUAUAUCAGAACGCUCCGAGAACAACGUAAAAAUCAGCCUCUGCGCCCUCCUCCUCCACAAACAGAAACGGCUUCUUUGCCGUUGGCAGGUCCCGGCACUUUCACCUCGAUGUCGUCUGUCGGACCAUCAGACCCCGACCCCAACGAUAUCAAAUAUAACACCAGCGGUGCAUACCCCCAAAACACUGCCGCUAGCCCGUCCUCUUCCACCAUCCCCUACGAUACCCAGUCGUCCAGUCAAGCUGCUCUCCAAUCUGCUGCUCGGACUCAACUGCCACUCCCGCCAUUUCAGUCCGUUCAGAUGUUUCAUAGUCCCUCGAAUAAUCUCAUGCUUGCGUCCGAUCCAACGGUUGCUCAGGACCUCGCCAUGGCUGAUAUGCCUCUGGAUUGGGCUCAAUGGGACUACAUUAUGAACGACUUUGAGCAGGGCAAGUGA